Messenger RNA from Lingula anatina, 1203 nucleotides. RefSeq lists its product as uncharacterized. The record is from RefSeq and is a predicted model, not a curated record. NCBI's taxonomy places the organism in Eukaryota, Metazoa, Brachiopoda, Lingulata, Lingulida, Lingulidae. Gene Ontology annotation, molecular function: DNA binding.
GUUUAUUAUAAACUUCUUAAUUUAGGAAAUAUCCUUGAACGUUUUCAUUGCAAAUUUAAUGAAGUUAAGCGCUUUUUGCUAGUGGCAAACUCGGGGAAUCCCAGCUUGGGGAAUCCCACAAGAGAAGCCAAAUCCGAUUCCUGUGCCUAUGCGUCAGCGGAAACGUAUUCAAUGUGAGUCAAUUUCCCGAUGAAAACUUGAAAGAAAAUGCUGGGGCACGUCCUUCUGAAUGGUUUUCAAUAUAUUUCAAGAGACUUUUGUGUCUAGUUGAACGUUUUAUCGACGCAAACCACGUCACGGGGGUUAGUCAUAAACCGAAGGUCACUUCCGGAAAGUUACGUGAAGUUAUAACAGGUUGUAGGUCGAAGAGUUAAAAAGUUUCGAGAAUAUAUCGUAACAGGCAAUUUCAGAUCCCGAGAGUGAUCAAGAGAAAGCUGAGAGAUAGAGAAACGACAGGAAAGAUGAAGAAAACGGAGCCUACAUUAUCAGAAACAAGGAAAGCAGGGAAUGCUACUCAAGAAUCUGAAGGGGAUGAGGAAGCUUGUAAUGCUAAAGGCUACCCGAAGGUUGCCCAGAAGCAGCCAAGACAAGAGUACAGAGCUUGUAAUGCUAAGGGCUACCCGGAGGUUGCCCAGAAGCAACCAAGACAGUUCAGAAGUAUUGAUUGUGAUAAUUGUAGACAUUUAAAGCGUAAGGUGGCAAAACUACGGAAAAGAGUAAAGCUAUUGGAGCGUAGUAAGGGAUACAUAGAGGAUGAUUAUGCAAUUCCUAGGCCAGGUCUCCUACCAAAGAAAAUUGGAGAAAAAUAUAAGAUGGUUGAGCUGGUCCCAGGCAGCUCCAUAUAUAUUCAUCGCCCAGACCUUGUUUCCUGUUUCAAACCUGGGAAGAUGAAGAAAGGUAGUGUGAAAUACGGUUUGAGGAUGGCUAGGUGGCUAAUGUCAGUUUUCUUUAGCAGUGAAGAAAUAGCAAACGGCACUCUAAAUAGCUCUACUGAGGGGAAGAAGCAGCUGAAUCCCAGGACAAUUAAAGCAAUAAUAGACAUCUGUUCAAAAAACAGUCCAGCCACCCCUGGCCAACUGCGCCAGGCCAUAGCCUGCAAAAUUACAUCAUUUUCCUGUAAAUCAAGAAAAAACAAAAAGAGCCCAGGUAAAACCACAGAAGACUGAAUGAAUAGGAUAUUUGUCAUCAGAGAACAACAAUAGG